AUGGCCUCUAGAACAAUUUACCUGAUAUCGUCUCGCAAUAGCGAAGCUCAACGAGCACACUUUGCCGUUUUUGUCCCCUCCGAGCGAGAUAGCGAGCAUGGAACCCUGAUUCAAGCUGUCGGAGCCCCGAUGGCGGGCUAUUACCUUGAGUUCAAACGAAAUUACUCUCCUGCCGAUUCGAGUGAGAAAUAUACUGUUUUUCCUAUUGGGGAGGUUGAUCCUGUCAAUAUUGUUGAUCCGGAACCUGGUCCGAAGGGGAGUGACUGCACGCCGAACGGGGUUAUAGAGGUCGCUGCUACGGAGGUACCAACUCCUGGUAUCAGUGAGAACUUUCUGGCGCCUGUGAAUGAUGUUAGUAACAAGCGGUGUCAGGAGUGGACUAUGGAAUAUAUUCGUCAUUUAGUUGGUAAGAGGGUGAUUGGGUCGGAUGCUAUUCGCAGUGUGCAGACUAAACGUGAUCCACCUUAUCAUGGCGUGGGCUUGCAAUCCACUACACGCCGCUGUUGA
Penicillium pulvis is the source of this 507-nucleotide messenger RNA. RefSeq lists its product as uncharacterized. Lineage: Eukaryota; Fungi; Ascomycota; Eurotiomycetes; Eurotiales; Aspergillaceae. The coding region runs from base 1 to 507 and encodes 168 amino acids. The record is from RefSeq and is a predicted model, not a curated record. The transcript is spliced from 2 exons.